AUGGCCAGUGGCUUCCUCCCAUAUCAUGAACCAGGAACGGUUCAAAUCCUCGUCGUCGUUUCCUUCUUCUUUUUGCUUUCCCUUGCAAAAUGGGUCUCGGCGAAGGUGAUCCACGCUGGGGUUAUAGGUCAAAUCGCCGUCGGCAUCAUCUACGGUGUACCCUUGGCCAACAUCCUUGAGUAUAAGUGGCAAGAGACUUUUGUCACUCUCGGAUAUGUAGGUCUGAUUCUGAUCAUUUUCGAGGGCGGUCUUGGAACUCGUUUGGAUCUUCUGAAACAAAACUUCACUUUGAGCAUGAUUGGCGCGGCAACUGGCGUCUGCUUCCCAAUUGGUCUUUCAUAUCUUUUGCUCUAUUUUGGCUUCGGUUAUGGUGCAGUGGAGACUUUCAUCAUCGGCGCGGCUCUUUCCGCCACCUCACUAGGGACUACCUUUGCUGUAAUCAGCUCUGCGUCUAACUCGGUCAAUCUCUCUCAAACUAGAGUGGGGUCAAUUCUAGUGAGCGCUGCGGUCAUCGAUGAUGUGACGGGACUUGUUAUGCUAAGUGUCAUUAGCGAUUUGGGUCGACUCUCAGAAGAUGGCAAUGUCAACCUGGGCUGGCUCAUCGGACGCCCCAUCGUGGCAUCGAUGGCCAUGGCCAUCGUAACUCCCAUCGUCACCAAAUGGAUUUUCGCGCCGUUUUUCCGAACAUUCAUUGAAUACCACUUUGCGCUCUUCGACCAUAUUUCCAACAUCAUCCUCAUGAUCCUUGUGCUCUCGGCGUUUAUUGCCAUCGCUGGGUUUGCUGGUACAUCGGUCCUCUUCGGUGCCUUUCUGGCGGGCGUGGUUCUCACAUACCUUCCGAGCAAGCGCCCCGAAGGACCAUUUGUUGUCAUGAGUCGCGAGCAAGGUGAACGUGAAGCGGAUAAAAGUCCUACUUUCGUGCACACCUUUGAAAAAUAUCUGUUGGCACCUCAGCAGUAUUUGAUGGAACCUCUCUUCUUCUCAAGUAUUGGGUUUGCUAUUCCAUUCCUGAAGCUCUGGACAGGGAAACGGAUUUGGAGAGGUGUGGUUUUCACCCUCCUUAUGGCGUUUGCAAAGUGGAUUGUCGGAAUUUGGAUACCUAUAUGGCAACUCGCUUCGGGGAGUCAAUCCCACAGCAAAGGGGCGCCAAAUGAGCAGCAGCAAAGCCAGAACACGCUAAAGCUCGAGGGGGAUAAUCCAACCACCCACGUCGGACAAGGCGAACAGCAAAAGGAAAAUAAAUGGAACCGGGCCUGGCUCGCUGCCGCGCUUUUGGGAUCCGCCAUGGUAGCACGCGGUGAGAUUGGGCUAUUGAUCAUUGAAAUCGGAUAUAACAAAACCCCAUACGUUAGCGAUGAGGGCUUCAUCACUGGUGUCUGGGCUAUCCUUCUCAAUACCAUCAUUGGCCCAGUCACUGUCGGCCUCCUUGUUCGCUUCUACGCGGACAAGCUCGAACAUGGGGAUUGGGGAUUACAAGAUCCUUCUAUGCCUGUCUCGAGCCAGGAGACUGGCCACGGAGCAGUCUAG
This is a messenger RNA of Penicillium paradoxum, 1527 nucleotides long. RefSeq names its product cation:proton antiporter. Gene Ontology annotation, cellular component: membrane. Lineage: Eukaryota; Fungi; Ascomycota; Eurotiomycetes; Eurotiales; Aspergillaceae. Gene Ontology annotation, molecular function: antiporter activity. Gene Ontology annotation, biological process: proton transmembrane transport. The record is from RefSeq and is a predicted model, not a curated record. The coding region runs from base 1 to 1527 and encodes 508 amino acids. The transcript is spliced from 7 exons.